AUGGCUUCCAUCCGCGUACUGUCGUUCGAUGCUGAGGGCCGCCCUGUGCGGUUCACCGCUUGGCUAGAUGACCUGCAGCUGUUCCUCCUGAGCGAUAGCAAGGAGCAUGUGUCGCUCUAUGAUUACGCGUCUGGUGCUGCGCCUGCCCCUCCUGCCACAGCUGAGCUUAGUGUUCGUUCCCACUGGCAGACUCGUGACGCAGCUGCUCGCCUAGCCAUUCGCAGUCACCUGCCGUUAGCUGAGCUAGAGCAUUUUGGCGACUGCAAAUCCGCUAAGGCCCUGUACGACGCUGUCGUCGCUCGCUACUCCUCGCCUGCCACAGCCGAGCUUAGCCGCCUCAUGCUGCCGUACCUGUUCCCCGAUCUGUCCACCUUUACUACAGUCGCCGAUCUUAUCACCCACCUUCGCACUAGUGAUGCUCGCCUGCGUGCCGCUCUUCCCACCGAGUUCUGCGCUAAGAACCCCCCUCCACUGUACUGGACACUCCACUUCAUAGUCACCCGUCUCCCUGACACCCUCCGCUCAGUUCGAGACCACUUCCUUGCUCGCUGUCCCACUGAGCUCACAGGGUGUUCUCCCUCUCCCCUCGCUCCCUCCUACGCUGCUGCUGCUGCUGCUGUUGACUUCCUUGGUGCUGAGUCUGUUGGCGCUGCUUCUACUCCUGGUGGGAGGCGCCGCACCGGCAAGGGCAAGGGGGGCAAAAGUGGUGGUGGUGGCGCUGGGGGGGGAGGAGGUGGGGGAGGUGGGGGGGGAGGCGGUGCUGGAGGGAGCGGUGGCGGGAGCGCUGGUGGGAGUGGGGUCGGUGGUGGAGACGGGGGCGGCGGAGGAAGCAGUGGCAGUAGUGGCGGCGGCGGCGGUGGCGGCGGUGGCGGCGGUGGCGGUGGUGGCGGUGGUGGCGGUGGCGGUCGGAGCGGUGGUAGUGGUGGCGGCGGAGGUCGGAGUGGAGGCACUGGCUCAGGCCAGAGCUCCCAGCAGCAGCAGCGUCCCCAGACGACCCAGCAGCUUCGUGAGUGGCUUGCUCAGCGUGGGACGUCGGGGGCCAGUGCCCGCUGUUCUUAUGUCAUUCGCACAGGUGACCGCAAGGGACAGACGUGUGGGAGGUUCCACACCCCGUACCGCUGCUUCUCCCGCCUUGACGACGCUUGGCGUGAGGAGAUGGGUGCGGAUGUUGAGCGCCCCCGCUGGGCUGAGCUCAUGAGGGCUGGUGUUGAUGUCUUUGCUCUUGACUAUGAUGCUAUUAUUGCUGCCAUGUAUGCAUUGACUGUUAGUGCCGAGGGAGACUGUUACUUGUGUGUGCCGCCUGACCCAGGUAUAGAGCCUGCUGCCCUGGGUACUAGUGAGUCUGCUCUCUCUGGUAUGGUGCCCCCUGUACCUGCUCCCCCCAGUGCUGUCCCGGCUGGUUUCGAGUCUGCUCUCUCAGGUACAGCACCCACACAGACUCCUCUCUCAGGUACCGCACCGGCUGAGGCCUGUCACACCUUCACCCUUGACUCAGGUGCUUCCCGUUGCUUCUUUCGUGACAGUACUGAGCUCACACCGCUUCCUGCACCGGUCCCAGUCUCCUUGGCUGACCCCUCUGGGGGCCCAGUCCUUGCCCAGUCCACCACUGUCCUCCCUUGUCCGGCGGUUCCGUCUGGCUCGUUGUCGGGUUUCCACCUCCCCUCGUUCUCGACGAACCUGGUGAGCAACGCUGUCCUCCAGGAUCAGUGGGUUGACACCUUUACCCCUGGCGGACAGCGUGUGGCGAUCUGCACGUGCUCCAGGACCGGCCGUCACCUGGCUACGUUCACCCGUCGGCCGGGGUCGAGUCUCUACACACUGACCACUGCGUCUCCCCAGGUAGCUGCUGUCGGUCAGGUGUCUGCGUCAGGUCUGGUGGCCCACGCCUGUGAGUGUCGCUCCCUGUCGCACCAGACUCUUCUCUGGCACCACCGCCUGGGUCACCCCUCCUUGCCACGCCUUCGUGGCAUGCACCGUCGCCUCCUUGUGUCCGGUCUUCCCAGGUCCCUCCCUCCCCUCCCUGCCUCGCCUGCGCCGCCUUGCCUUCCUUGCGUCGAGGGGCGGCAGCGCGCCGCUCCUCACUCCUCCUCGUUCCCCCCGACAGAGGCUCCUCUGGAGACCCUCCACCUGGACGUGUGGGGCCCAGCCCGCGUUCGUGGUCAGGGCGGUGAGCGGUACUUUUUGCUGGUUGUCGACGACUACUCGCGUUACACCACGGUCUUCCCCUUGCGCACCAAGGGUGAGGUCCCUGCUGUUCUGAUCCCUUGGAUCCGCACGGUUCGUCUCCAGCUCCGCCGCCGUUUCCGGACGGAUCUUCCUGUCCUGCGUCUGCACUCUGACAGAGGUGGUGAGUUUUCCUCCGAUCUCUUGAGGACCUUCUGUCAGGCGGAGGGCAUCGAGCAGACCUUCACGCUUCCGGACUCCCCACAGCAGAAUGGGGUUGCUGAGCGUCGCAUUGGCCUGGUCAUGGAGGUCGCUCAUACCUCCUUGGUCCACGCGGCGGCUCCCCAUUUUCUGUGGCCGUUUGCUGUCCGGUACGCCGCGCAUCAGCUCAACCUCUGGCCCCGUGUCUCCUUGCCGGAGACCUCGCCCACACUGCGUUGGACGGGGGAGGUUGGCGAUGCGUCGCGCUUCCGGGUGUGGGGUGCUCGUGCCCUUGUCCGCGAUACGUCUGCGGACAAGCUCUCCUCCCGCACGCUUCCCUGUGUCUUCCUUGGCUUUGUCCCUGACGCGCCUGGCUGGCAGUUUUACCACCCCACCUCGCGCCGGGUCUUCGCCUCUCAGGAUGUCACCUUUGACGAGUCGGUGUCUCUCAGGUAG
Closterium sp. Yama58-4 is the source of this 2820-nucleotide messenger RNA. The record is from the annotation of a GenBank genome assembly. Lineage: Eukaryota; Viridiplantae; Streptophyta; Zygnematophyceae; Desmidiales; Closteriaceae.